Molecule: messenger RNA, 1851 nt
Organism: Nicotiana tabacum (common tobacco)
Lineage: Eukaryota; Viridiplantae; Streptophyta; Magnoliopsida; Solanales; Solanaceae
Source: RefSeq, a predicted model, not a curated record
AUGACGAUAGAAGAGCUCGAAGCUGUGGUGUUGUUUGAACAAUGGCCUGAACGAAUGAUAUACGUGGGUGCCAACUUAAGUUCCGAAAGACGAGCGUCAGGUAAAUUUUUGGGCUUUCUCGUUUCUAACCGUGGUAUUGAGGUAAAUCCUUCGCAGAUUAAAGCAAUUGAGGAAAUACCUGAUAUACUUACUAAUAAAAAGGAAGUUCAAAGAUUAACAGGAAGGAUCGCAGCUCUGGGGAGAUUCAUUUCAAAAUCCUCAAAAAAGUGCUUCAAAUUUUUCUCUGCUCUUAAAAAGCAAGAUCAUUUCGAGUUGAAUGAAGAUUGCCAACAAGCUCUUAAAGAUUUGAAAGCUUACCUAUCAAACCCUCAUCUGUUAGCAAAACCGAAGGAAGGUGAAAAACUGCUCAUCUACUUAGCAGUAUCUGAAAUAGCGGUAAGUGCCAUCUUGGUUCGAGAAGAGCAAGAUACUGAAACGAGGAAGGUUAGCAAAAUGGUUAUAGAAUUGAGUGAGUAUGAAAUUAUUUAUCAACCUAGAACUGCCAUAAAAUCCCAAGUACUUGCCGAUUUCGUAGCUGAUUUUAGUCAAGGCAUGCAUUUAGAAGCUGGAAAAGAGUUGCAAGUUUUUAAUGGCGCAAAUCCGGGGACUUGUGUAUUAUUUACUGAUGGAUCAUCUAAUGUAAAAGGGGCAGGUUUAGGAAUUGUUCUCAUACCACCUAUUGGUGAAACCAUUAGGCAGGCUAUAAAAUGUCAUCCCGUAACUAACAAUGAAGCAGAGUACGAGGCUGUGAUUGCAGGUCUAGAGCUGGCACGAGAACUUGGUAUAACACAGAUUGUUAUCAAGAGUGAUUCCCAACUCGUGGUUAAUCAAAUGUUGGGGACUUAUACAGCCAGGGAGGCACGAAUGCAAGAGUAUCUCGAAAAGGUGCGAGAAUUGAUAAGGAAAUUCCAAACUUGGAAGGUGAUGCAGAUUCCAAGGGAGGAAAAUACGGAAGCUGAUGCUUUGGCAAAUCUGGCAUCUGCAGCGGACAUAGCAAAGGAUGCGAAUGCCUCUGUUAUUCACCUGUUUCACUCCGUCCUUGAACCCGAUAAAAAUGAGUAUGGAACCGUACCUGACAAUAAAACAAAGGCUCAUGCACUUCGCAAAAAAGCUGCCCGUUACUAUUUGCACCAAGGAAACCUUUAUCGAAAGAUGUUUGGAGGACCUUUAGCAAGAUGUCUCGGGCCUUCUCAGACGGAAUACAUUAUGAGAGAAAUAAAUGAGGGACAUUGUGGAAAUCAUGCAAGGGGUAGGUCAUUGGUGAAAACAUUAAUCCGAGCAGGGUACUAUUGGCCUAAAAUGGAAGAGAAGCAAAUGAUUUCGUAUCCAAAUGUGAUAAGUGCCAAAGUAUUAUGGGCAUAUCGAACGACGGCAAAAACAAGCACGGGCGAAACACCAUUUUCAAUGGUUUAUAGAGCAGAAGCUUUAAUAUCGAUGGAGAUAAGCGAGACAAGUAUACGACAUGUUCAAGCAACGGAGAAUUCAAAUGAUGAAGAGUUACGAGUAAACCUUGAUCUACUUGAAGGGAGAGGAGAAACAUCAUUGAUAAGGAUGUCAGCUCAAAAACAAGUGAUUGAAAGAUACUACAAUAGGAAGGCACGACUCAGGUUCUUUAAAGUUGGGGACUUCGUGCUUAAGAAAGUAUUUCAGUCAACAAAGACGGCUAAUUCAGGAAAACUAAAUCCAACAAGGGAAGGGCCUUAUAGAGUUCGUGAAGUUGCGGCGAAAGGAGCAUAUGAGUUGGAGACUAUGGAUGGCAAGGUUUUACCCUCACAUUGGAAUGCUGUUCAUUUGAAGAGAUAUUACUUCUAG